AUGGGUCGUCUCACGGGUGAUGACUACUUUGCUGUUGAGUUACAGGCUCACAAUAGAAAGUCCAAAAGGCCAGUUGUCCAGAGCCACCUGCCAGGGACGGCAGCCGGAACCCAACGAUUGUUCGGCCUGCAAUCUAUUUCUCACAUUUCACCAUCGCAUAAUGCAUCGAGUCUGGCGCUUUGCCCUGGAUUCGAGGCGCCUUUGGUUCCGUUCUUGACCUGGCGACAUUCACUCCGGUAUGGGAGAGACACUGCCGUAGCAAACGUGAUCACUGGACCAGCUCUCGAGCUGCUCAUUCAGACAAUCGUCAAAAUGCAUUUCGCUUCACUUCUAACUCUUCUUUCUACCCUAGGAGCAGUAUCGGCAUCACCUCGCUUUGGUACGAGAGGACAUCACUUCCGCCGUGCAGGCACCGGCAACGACACAACAAACCCCUUCGACGGGAAGAAGCUUUACGCCAACCCAGACUGGGCCGAUAAGCUUGAACAGACUCAUGAUGCCUUCGUCGCCAAGGGUGACACUGUAAACGCAGGCAAGGUCCGAACCAUCCAAGAUAUCGGUACAUUUGUCUGGAUUGCGGACGUUUCUGGUCUAGCAAAUAUCGACACGGCUAUCGAACGAGCCCGUGCCGUUCAGUCUAAGACGGGCGAGCAGCAAAUUGUCGGUCUGGUACUCUACGACCUCCCUGACAGAGAUUGCAGUGCAGGAGAGAGUGCUGGCGAGUUUAGCAGCGAGAACAACGGGCUUGAGUUGUACAAGGAGACCUUUGUCAAGCCAUACGCAGAGAAGCUGGCUGCUGCCAGUGACUUGACCUUUGCCGUUGUUCUCGAGCCGGAUUCCUUGGCGAACCUUGUAACGAACUUAGGAAUCGAGUUCUGUGCCAAGGCGCAACCGGUGUACGAGGAUGGUAUUGCGUAUGCUAUUUCAAGCUUGCAGUAUGAUCACGUCAAUCUCUACAUUGAUGCUGCUCAUGGUGGAUGGCUAGGCUGGAACGACAACCUAGAGCCUUCCGCGAAGCUCUUCGCCAAGGUCGUCCAGAAGGCCGGCAAUAACACCAAGAUCCGCGGUUUCUCGACCAACGUCUCAAACUACAACCCCUUCCACGCCAACCCCCGCGCAAACUACACAGAAUGGAGCAACUCGUAUGACGAGAACAACUACGCGCUAUCCCUUUCUCCCUACCUGGAGGCUGAAGGUCUGCCAUCCCGGUUUAUCAUCGACCAAGGCCGUGUCUCCAACAGCAGAGCCGAGUGGGGUGAAUGGUGCAAUGUCCAUCCAGCCGGGUUCGGUAUGCAGCCCGGCACGCCGGUGAACAACACCCAUAUUGACUCCAUCGUGUGGGUGAAGCCAGGUGGCGAGAGCGACGGACGCUGUGGUCUUGAGGGUGCACCUAGGGCUGGUGCUUGGUUCGAUGAGUAUGUACAGAUGCUGGUCGAGAAUGCUGACCCUUCUAUCCUUCCGAGUGACGCUUAA
Colletotrichum lupini is the source of this 1473-nucleotide messenger RNA. RefSeq names its product endoglucanase-6B. Gene Ontology annotation, biological process: cellulose catabolic process. The transcript is spliced from 6 exons. The record is from RefSeq and is a predicted model, not a curated record. Lineage: Eukaryota; Fungi; Ascomycota; Sordariomycetes; Glomerellales; Glomerellaceae. Gene Ontology annotation, molecular function: hydrolase activity, hydrolyzing O-glycosyl compounds. Bases 1 to 1473 code for a protein of 490 amino acids.